AUGACGACUUUCAACGCUCGAAGGUCAUAUUUUCGCAAAGACGAAUCAACGAUGACAAGUAAAGAGCAAGUGAGUUCAGCUGAAUAAUUAUCAUGAGAAAUUAUAAAAACCUUAUUUUCAGGACGCUCCAAAUGAAGUCCAAAACAGAAUUCAGGUAACUUCAGUAGUUCUUCGCAUUAUUCCACAAAAUCAAAUUACAGCCCCUUUUAAUUCCAUCAAUUUCGCAGAAAUGUAUUCAAUAUCAACUUCAAACUCUACCUUCAAGACUUCAAAGCGAUCAACAACGAGUCAGAAAUGAAGCUCUCAUAAGUUUUUUGUGCUCCAAUGGUUUAUCAUUAGAUUGUGUGGAAGAAGAGGCAUUUAUCGAAUUUUUCAAAAUUUUUGGUCAUCGAGUUCCCAAAAAACUCGAACUUCACAAUACAAUGAUUCUACAGCCAAAGAUAAAUGUUGUGAGUUUUUGUUAUAUAAGAAUCUCUGAAAUUAGAAUCAUUCAGGAAUUCUGGAAAAAAUCAAGCGAUCCUGUUGCGAUUUCCUACGAUGUGAAAAUGAUUGAGGAUGAUGCGUUUUUGGUAUAUUCUAUCACUGGAUAUGAUGAAGAUGUUCGAACAACACAAGUUUUCAUGAAAAAAUUAUAUCGUUGCGAGUAAGAAAACUAUUUUUUCGUAAGAAAAUAUUUAAAAAAAAAAAGCAAUUUUUGUAGGGCGAUGGAUACGAAUAUUCAUAAUCUGAUUAUAAGAGCCAACAAAAUCGAUGUAAAUAAAUAUAAUUAUCUGGUGACACCUGUACAGAGAUUAUCACCAUUCAGAAGGUAAUUAGACUCCUUAUACCUCCAUCUCCAAAUUAUAAUUUUAUUUUACAGCUUUAUUUGCUUUCACAGUUAUCUCUCACAGUUUGCCAAUACAAUCCUCUCAAUUCCGAUUUUUCAAGAACGUCUAAAAAUUCUCAAAAACUUUGUCAAAAUUCUGAAAACCAACGCAACGAUGAAUGUAAAAUUCAAUCGAUUGACAGAGCGAAAAAAAGAGGAUUUGCCAGUUUGGAAAAGUGAAAAUUGGCUGGAUGUUUGGCAAUUUUUGAAGGAAUCUAUAAGACUGCAUUAUAUUUUUAGGGGUUUUUCGAGAGAUGAUAUUUAUUUGUCAAUGGAUAUGCAUCGAAAAAUUGUGUUGUUUUUUGAGAUUUUAUCGACGUUGAGGAAAUGCGCGGAAGAACUUUCGAGUGAGAAAAGUUGUGUUUCGAGAAUUGUGCCGGUUGUUGUUUCACUUGAAAAAUAUGUUGACACGUAAGUUGUGACGUGGCAAAAAUUCUAACCUAACAAAGGAACUGUUUCAAAAUUUUUAAAAUUGCAGAACUCAACUCUUAAAAUGAGUUAUGACGUGGCGAAAUUCGGGACUUUAGGAUCUGAAAACUAGCUUUAAAAUUUUUUUUCUUUUUCAUGCAAAUCUGAUAGCAUAGGGUUUGUUCAGGAGGCUCGAUAACAUAAGUUCAGAGAUUUUUCAGAAAAUUUUGAAAUCUGGGUGACAUCACGUCUACUUAUGUUAUCAAAUAUCCUGAACAACCCUAUGCUAUCAGAUUUGCAUGAAAAUCUAUUUGAAUCUAGUUUUCAGCUCCAAAAAUCACGAUUUUUCAGUUUUAGACAAUGGGAUCGUGAUCAGCGGGUCCAAGUUGCAGAACUAUUUCCAAUAGAAAAAAACUGAAAUUCUCCCCUUACAAUUAGGCUUCCAAAUCACAUUUAAAAUUCAAAUUUCAGAUUAUCUGAAACAUUACCCGAUUUAAUGAUGGCCAAAAUCUACCGAAGUUUUCGCCAAAACUUAUCUCACAUUAUUACUCGAGAAUCCAACAAAAAUCAUUAUCAUUUUGCAUGUUUGCUGGAUAUUCGAUACGGUUAUUCGACGCAAAUUUUCGAAACGACAAAAUGGACAAUUAUUGAGCGGGAAUUUGUUCAAUAUUUGAUGCUAAGUCAAGUUGAUGUUGAAAAAUGGAAGGAGGAGAGAAUUCAAGUUCAGGUAACUUUUUAUCAAAGGAAAAAACUUUUCCAAACAAUUUUUGUUGCAGAAUGAGCUGCAGAUUUAUCGCCUGGCCGCUGCUUCUUUCCAAAAAAAUGAGCGAUUUUCGCACGUGGAUAUAUCAUUUUGGUGGAAAGAGCAUCAAAACAUAUUUCCAAAACUCUUCAUCAAAUCCAAAAUUUUUCUGGUAGCCCCAGCUGUUUCGAUCGAUUCCCAAUAUUAUUUUGCAAAAUAUUCAAGAAUGUUGGAGACUAAUAUCAAAAGUUCGCGGGAAUUACAAGAUUCGUUAGGAAUUGCGGCGAAGAAUGAGGAAUUUCACGGGCGCGGCGAGAAUUUGAAUGAAGAUUUUGAAGAGGAGGAUGAUCCCCUGAGAAGAUUGAUUGAAUAUAAUCAAACAUUAUCUGAAAGACCAGCGAGGGAAGAAAUUCGAAUCGAAGAUUUUUUGAUGGAAGAACCACCCGAAAAAGUUAUCAAAAUCGAGGAGGAAGAAGAAGAAAAGGUUCCAAUUUGA
Caenorhabditis angaria is the source of this 2511-nucleotide messenger RNA. Lineage: Eukaryota; Metazoa; Nematoda; Chromadorea; Rhabditida; Rhabditidae. The record is from the annotation of a GenBank genome assembly.